Messenger RNA from Morchella sextelata, 570 nucleotides. RefSeq lists its product as uncharacterized. Bases 1 to 570 code for a protein of 189 amino acids. The record is from RefSeq and is a predicted model, not a curated record. Gene Ontology annotation, biological process: negative regulation of DNA-templated transcription. Gene Ontology annotation, cellular component: nucleus. The transcript has 2 exons. Gene Ontology annotation, molecular function: transcription factor binding; transcription corepressor activity. NCBI's taxonomy places the organism in Eukaryota, Fungi, Ascomycota, Pezizomycetes, Pezizales, Morchellaceae.
AUGUCAAUCACCGGCGACGUCGUCUCCGCCCCCAUCAAGGUCGACCGCAAGACCACAACUCCCUUCCUCCUAAAGCUCUUCUACCGCCAGGGCGGCUUCCACCGUCUCGACGACUUCCGCGCCCGCUCGCAACCAAACUCCUACGUCACCAUCUACACCUGGCGCGACUGCACGCUCAGCGAGCUCUCCAUGCUGCUCUCUUCCACGCUGCCCGCCAUGUGUCCGCCGCGCUCGCGCGUCGGCUUCCGCCUCAUCUACGCCGACACGCGCUACGGGUCCGCGCGCUACACCAGCAAGGACCUUGGCGCGGUGGUACCCGGCGGGGAUGCGGCGCUGGAUAAUGUUGGGAGGAAGACGCUGAGUGAGGUGGCGUUUGUGGUGGGCGAUUGGAUCGAUGUGGCGGUGUAUCCGGAGGGGCAUGGGGGUGUCGGGGUGAGGGGGGUUGGGGGCGGGGGUUUUGGUGGUGUGGGGAGGGGGCGCGGGAGGGGCGUGCCGGUGGGGGAGUGGAGGAGGGGGGAGAGGGUGGAGGGCGGGGGGAGGGGGAGGGCGAGGAGGGGGUUUAGAGAGUAG